GUCCGAAAAUUAAAUGGCGUCCGCCGAAAGCUGGCAGAUCGGCUAGGCAACGAAGGCGCAGUGCAAUUACCGUUUUAUUUUUCAAUUAAUUACUCUUCACUCGUGGGACUUUUGCCGGUGACACGACCGGAUUAUGAAGGACACCAUGACUGCCGUUGAACUGAAAGACCUCGGUAACAAAUUGUUCACUGCGCGCAAGUACGAAGACGCCAUAUCCUGCUACAGCAAAGCAAUCAUCAAGAGCCCAUCCACGGCCACCUACUUCACAAACCGGGCGCUAUGCUACCUCAAGCUCCAGCAGUGGGAGCUGGCGUGCCAGGACUGCCGCCGCGCCCUCGACCUUGACCCCAGCUCGGUCAAGGGUCACUUCUUCCUGGGUCAGGCGCUGCAGGAGAUGGACAACUACGACGAGGCCGUCAAGUACCUGCAGAGGGCCAACGACCUGGCCCGUGAGCAGAAGCUCAACUUUGGCGACGACAUCGCCUGCCAGCUGCGGCUGGCGCGCAAGCGGCGCUGGCAGCUCAUCGAAGAGAAGCGGCUGCAGCAGGAGAUUGAGCUGCAGACCUACCUCAACCAGCUCAUCCUGCUCGACAAGCAGAAGAGGGUUCAAGAGAUGAAAAUGAUGGGCACUCGCCAGGGCGACAUCGAAAGGGUGGAGGCCGCUCUGGACAAGUACAUAUCAGAAUUGAACAACAUAUUUGCAAAGGUGGACGAAAGGCGCAGGAAGCGAGAAGUGCCCGACUACCUGUGCGGCAAGAUCAGCUUCGAGAUCAUGCGCGAGCCGGUCAUCACGCCCAGCGGCAUCACCUACGACCGCAGGGACAUCGAGGAGCAUCUACAGAGGGUGGGCCACUUCGACCCAGUGACGAGAACACCGUUGACCCAGGACCAGCUGAUUCCCAACUUGGCCAUGAAGGAGGUGGUCGACGGCUUCCUGGCGGAGAACGAGUGGGCCCUCGACUAUUGAACGCCUCCGGUGACUUCGCAAGGACCGUGCGCACCGUCCGCCGAGAGCCAGCUUGAUUUCGCAUCGCUGCCGCCUGCUUGCUUCGCUCUUUAACAAGACCGAGAUGGCGGGACACAUUCAUAAGUUGCGGUGUGCAUCUUGCUCGGCUGCCAGAUGGCAGGCUUUCUCUUUUCAUUGCCCGCACCCGUCUGUUCUCAAUGCUUUCGCAGCAGGUCAUCGGGUGACCUGGCAAAGUCAGGUCUUUGACGAGUUCCGUUAUUAGGUUUGCCUUCGCAGGGUACACGAGUUAAAUGACUUUGGUGACAACCGCGGGUUGCGUUGUACGAGCCUCUGCUGUUAAAGGUCGGCAGCAACGGUUCAAGCACUCUUUUAGCAUUCUGACUACCCAAUUGCUGGGCCACUUAAGGCGGCUUGUUGUUCAGUCUUGCCUUGAUUGAUCGCACCGAGCAUCGUAUUCGUUUCACGCAAUGUCUCUUAACGACGGGAGUUAAAAUGAGCCGUGAUGGCCAUAGCGUAACCCCCUGGAAAGAUGUCUGGAAGUCGACUCUUGCGGAGCUGUCUGGAGCUCUAACCUCGUAUGAAUAUCGUCAGCUAAGUAGAAUCAUUUGAGUGAACUGCCGAAUAGUGUUCCGGUCCUUCGGUGUCUUCUUCUGGCGUACACGAUGCUUCACAGAAGCUUACGCCGAAGACACGCUUUCAUGCGAACUGGUGUCAACGGUCCGAAAAUGCUGGCAGCAGUCAAGUUUUCUGCAAAUGCCCGCCGUCGUUGUUGCAAACGGAACAGACGUCGAGGGAGCUGGGAGAAAAGCUGGGCCUGUCUCCCUUUUCGUCUGUUCCGUUUUCACUGCCAGUCGUGACGAGCCCGUUUCCGUUGUAAGCGCCCGACGGAAUCUUGCGAAGUUAUGAGAAUCUGGCAAGCGUCUCGGACGAGCACGAUGAGGUGGCAGGAAAGUUGACGUGGACGACCGUUGCCUGUAGAUGUCGAGGUCUUGUCACUUUCUGAUGACCCAUGCCUGUAAAGGUGCAUGUACAUACGUCCGGUGUUAUGGAUUGCAAGGAACCGUUACUGCCCUCUCCGCGUGACUCCUCGAGCAGUCUCGUAGCUCUAGGCUCGCUUGUCCCACAUCGCGCUAGCCUCGGCUUUUGUACACACUUUACUGCAGCCGUAGAGUCCAAAGUGGCAGAAAAGCCCAGUCGUACCCGGUCCCAGGAACGCCUUUUUUAACGAUAACUGUAUAACUUCGUGUGUCGUAAACUUAGGAUUGUCACUGGGCGUGUGUCAAUUCACACGCUGCUCUCGAAUGUGUGUAUGGGUACCCUGCUGUAGAGCCCUACGUUCGCUUGUAUAGCUUCGUUGAGUGCGUAAUGGUGGGACCCUUGAAAUGUGGCAGCGUUCGCCAGAGUGAGUCUUUUCGAUUGGUUGCGAGUGAACAAGAUGUAUGCAUUUUUUUUUUCUAAAGCUGGCACAUGGUAGUGGUAUGACUUGGAAUGGCAUGCAUUGCACCAACGGUGUGGUGCAGUGCAGCCUGCUUCAUUCAUAUUGACGGCAUUAUGCAACCCUCUAUUCAUGUAGCGUAAUCUACGGCUGUGUGUUUGCAGGAACGAGAUGUUGCAUUGCUAGGUGGCCACUUCGGUGCAGCGGGUUAGGUACUGCUUCGACGAAUUUGAAUGUGGUGUGACCUUGUAAAGACUCUGAUAGAAGUUUAACAAGUCUGGCUGGAGACUUGAGCACUGAUAAUAUGCGCUUCAUGAAAGGAGACGGGACGGAAGGAAAUGGUGGAGACAAGUGCUGUCUCUAUGGCACUGGCAUACUAAUUCAUCUUUGCCCUUGCAUUUGUGAGGCAAGUGUGCUCUUAAGGGUAUGUUGAAAGUGUCCUUCCUGGCUUUAUGCCGCAAUUCCGUUCAGCACAGUUUCGCUGGGAUAACAUGACAAAUCCUAUGCCAGUUCUUAUUUGCAUUAGGAAUUGGUCCAACUGGGGUUUUGCUUAGUUUAUUACAAUUGGCCUUUCAUGAGCUGCGUGAUACAAAGGGAACAGAGUCAAGCUAAGACCUUUCUUACGUUAUGUCUUCCCUAAAUCUUUGACACUCCAUUGCAAAAAGUUCAUAUGGCCAAGGGAAACAACGCUGAGGAGAAAUCAGCAGACACGCUACUUUCAGGAAAUCACAUUGCGCAUUACGUAGGCAUAAAACAGUGUCGGGUUUCACUGGAUGUUGUUUCACAUUUUGACAGGCUGUUUGCAUCCUCUGUGAACUAAAUUGGGUGUUUAUUCUCGACUAGUAGCUGCAUUGGCGACGUCGUGGUAGCUUAAUGGAAGCCAAGCGGGCUGCUCUUUAUGGUGACACCCAGCGAAUGAAAUUUAUUGAACUUCGGCUCCACGAUAAAUACGAAUUUCCACUCUGUCAGUGUGUGACACCCCCAAAGAAACGUGAAAUAUAUGGAGGGCAAUUAUCGAAACUAACGGCUGCGACGCUUGCCUUUAGUGUCUCUUUAGAGAAACACUAAAGGACAUUGCCUUUAGAGGGCAAUGUCCUUUCAAGUUGUUUCGUUUCCCAUUGUCACUCUGUGCUGGUAAUGGCUGCUCAUAUGUGUGUGCAUGGCACAAUCUCGAAUACUCUGCACUGCUGUUGGGGAAUGAACCAAGUCGCAUUGUUAAAGGGGCCCUGCAGCACUUCUUGAACAUGGUCAGAAAAUGCUGUCGAUCGGUAGUCGAGGCUCCUGUGAGCAUGUGAGCCAAACGUCAGCGCAGCACGCGGCAGGGAACUUACAAUUAAAUUUCAAAGCCAGCUGGAAAUCGCUCACUCUUCUCUCGACAAGUGAUGCCGUAAACCCAAAAUCAACUGCGUCACAUACCCAGAAGACACGGACAUUGGCUGAUUUGAAGAUCGUGAGCUGCGUAGUUACUGCAGCUGCUGUGGCACAAGAAAGUUAGCUGCCGCAUGCGCGUUCAAAGAAAACAAGAAAAGAAAGUGCUCAAGAUCAUGACGCACACUAACCUGUAGCUUCUUGCCCCCUUCUCAUCCCCUGGCCUCAUGUAGCUUUCAGUACACUCGCUGGGAAGAAAGGAGAGAGAGAGAAGGAGCUUAGAGCGUGCGACAGAUCCCUGUAACUCCGCUCACACUUUACGGAUUCUAAAGUUUUUUGCGGCAGUCGAUUCGUGAGGCAAUAAACUGCGAUAGUGAGUUCAUUUGAUGAUCACUUGGAGAAAUGUUGCGGGGCCCCUUUAAAAACAUCUGAAGUGUCUUGUGCAGACGCAUAGCACGCGGUGCGUCUGCAUCACUGUUAAAAUGGUGCUCUGUGCAUUCAUUUGCAACAAUUAUCAACGCUGUUGGCACCGAGCGUUUUGCGGCAUCCGAUUGUUGUUUCAGUGCUCCUGCUUUGUUUGUGCUUCGAUUGUUACAGCAGUGCACCAGCUUAAGCAAGGCACGAGCAGCGAAAUUGUUUCGUGUGAGUGUUGUGUGCGUGUUGAUGCAUUGAAAUUGCAAAGGGUGUGUACAUGUUGAAGAGUGAGAACCUUGAAAACGAUACUUUUCAUUUCCACAGAAUUGUUCUUUUUUUUUUCAUUUGUGAGAGGCUUGUGGUCUGACACUGAUGUAGGUAUGUGUGUAUGUGUGUGUGAGGUAUGAAAGCGAAUGUAUUGGGCUGCCACCUCGUUUUAUUUGAAUUUUUUUAAUCGUCCAGUUGCCGGCGAUGUGUGUAAAUAAACAGUGGUGAAGUUUCGAACUG
Molecule: messenger RNA, 4691 nt
Organism: Rhipicephalus sanguineus (brown dog tick)
Lineage: Eukaryota; Metazoa; Arthropoda; Arachnida; Ixodida; Ixodidae
Gene: STUB1
Product: E3 ubiquitin-protein ligase CHIP
Exons: 7
Coding region: 134-967 (277 amino acids)
Biological process (GO): proteasome-mediated ubiquitin-dependent protein catabolic process; positive regulation of proteolysis; protein polyubiquitination
Cellular component (GO): Z disc; cytoplasm
Molecular function (GO): protein-folding chaperone binding; ubiquitin protein ligase activity
Source: RefSeq, a predicted model, not a curated record